Molecule: messenger RNA, 381 nt
Organism: Dendrobium catenatum
Lineage: Eukaryota; Viridiplantae; Streptophyta; Magnoliopsida; Asparagales; Orchidaceae
Exons: 1
Coding region: 1-381 (126 amino acids)
Source: RefSeq, a predicted model, not a curated record
AUGAAAGGCGUCAGCAGAUUUGGAAGAGUGAGCAAACUCAGUCCAAGAUAUAUCGGACCUUUUGAGAUCAUCGAAAGGAUUAAAAAUUCUGCUUAUAGGUUAUUAUUGUCUGAUCAGAUGUCUAAUAUACAUAAUGUGUUUCACCUAUCCUCUUUGAGAAAGUGGAUAUCUAAUUCUGGAAAGAAACUUUCUGCUGAUGAUGUGGAGAUUCAGGAAAAUCUACAGUACAAGAAAGAGCCUAAAAAUAUUUUGGCUUAUGAUGUACGGAAGUUAAGAAGUAAACAGAUUCCGAUGGUUAAGAUUCAGUGGAAACAUAGAACAGCAAAAGAAGCUACUUGGGAGGAGUCAGAUAUGAGACAGUUGUAUCCGAGCUUGUUCUGA